Messenger RNA from Schistocerca gregaria, 1077 nucleotides. RefSeq lists its product as uncharacterized. The transcript has a single exon. NCBI's taxonomy places the organism in Eukaryota, Metazoa, Arthropoda, Insecta, Orthoptera, Acrididae. The record is from RefSeq and is a predicted model, not a curated record. The coding region runs from base 1 to 1077 and encodes 358 amino acids.
AUGGUCGCUUUCCUAGGAAACGACAGCUCAACAAAGCUUCAGAGGGUAUAUAAAGACACACGCUGUGACCACAUUCAGUACAGUUCAGCAGAGGGGGGGUCAGCAUGGGACGACGUCAAUAUUGCCCGGGAGAUAGGCACAGAUUGGCACAGAUGGCGACCGAAGCCAUCUCGUCGCUUCUCCGUCUCACCGCCCCCACGUCUCGCCACCCCCACGUAUAGCCACCUCCACGUCUCGCCGCCUCUACGUCUCGCCGCCUCCACGUCUCACCACCUCCCCGUCUCGCCACCUCCCCGUCUCGCCGCCUCCACGUAUCGCCGAGUCCACGUAUCGCCGCCUCCACGUCUCGCCACCUCCACGUAUCGUCGUCCCAACGUAUCGUCGUCCCCACGUAUCGUCGCCCCCACGUAUCGCCGCCCACACGUAUCGCCGCCUCCACGUCCCGCCGCCUCCACGUCCCGCCGCCUCCACGUAUCGCCACCUCCAUGUCUCGCCGCCUCUACGUCUCGCCGCCUCCACGUCUCGCCACCUCCACGUCUCGCCGCCUCCACGUCUCACCGCCUCCACGUCUCGCCACCUCUACGUAUCGCCGCCUCCACGUCCCGCCGCCUCCUCGUCUCGCUACCUCCACGUAUCGUCGUCCCCACGUAUCGUUGCCCCCACGUAUCGCCGCCUCCACGUCCCGCCCCCUCCACGUCCAGCCGCCUCCACGUCUCGCCACCUCCACGUAUCGUCGUCCCCACGUAUCGUCGUCCCCACGUAUCGUCGCCCCCACGUCUCGCCGCCUCCACGUCUCGCCACCUCCACGUCUCACCACCUCCACGUCUCGCCGCCUCUACGUAUCGCCGCCUCCACGUCCCGCCGCCUCCACGUCUCGCCACCUCCAUCUAUCGUCGUCCCCACGUAUCGUCGCCCCCACGUAUCGACGCCCACACGUAUCGCCGCCCCCACGUAUCGCCGCACCCACGUAUCACCACCCCCACGUCUCGUCGCCUCUCACGUCUCUUCGCCUCUCACGUCUCUUCGCCUCCCACGUCUCGUCGCCUCCCACGUCUCGUCGCCUCCCACGUCUCGUAG